AGCAAAAUCCGCCAUCAACUCCUGAAGGUGAUCUCAUAUUGUUCGAUGUAAACCCACCAACACUUCAGCCAAGAGAGGCAAGUAUGCCGGCAGUCGACCCUUUAACUGAUGAUAUUCCAAAUACAGAAGCAGGAUCAAAUAGCGAACCAAGUGAUUCAGAAUAUGAUACUGCUAAAGAAGAACCAAAUAUUCAUUUCGAAAAAAUCAAGGAUCCAUAUAUUAAUAGAAUAGCAGAAGCCAGAAAAUUUAAUAAAGAUAAGGUAUGUGAUUAUUAUGCAUUUGUACCAAAAGGAUACUAUGCCGAGGGUGAGCCAUUAGCUUUCUUCAAAACAAUUGAAGAAAAAAUUGCAGAUAUUUAUAAAAAAGAGUUAGCUUUAAAAGGUGAAUUAAAAUAUAAAACAAUAGAAAUUAUUAGAAAAGAUCGAAUUAAUGCAACAAUAGAAAAGGGAUAUAAUGAAAUUAUAGAUCAAAUAGAAGAUGAGGCAUUACAAGAAUCUGGAUGGUUAUUUGUCCAAGCAAAAGAGGUAUUUCUUGAAAUAAGUGCAUUCAGACCAUUGCAAGGUAGUAGUUAUUUACCUUCACUAGAAGCCUUAGAUAAGCCACAACUAGGAAUAAUUAAUCCACAAAAUAAAGACAAUAAUGAGUCAAAUUUUGAAGGUAUAAAAUUUCCAGCAACACUCCAUGAUAUAGAUAAAUCUGAAAAAAGCAAUCCUAAUUAUGCUAUUAAUAUAGUUAAACCAUUUUAUAGAGAAGCUUUCAGAAAAAUAAAAGUAGAUAUAGAUCCAUUACAUAUUUCAGAAC
Dentiscutata heterogama is the source of this 801-nucleotide messenger RNA. The record is from the annotation of a GenBank genome assembly. NCBI's taxonomy places the organism in Eukaryota, Fungi, Glomeromycota, Glomeromycetes, Diversisporales, Gigasporaceae.